UGAUUCUGUACUGAGCAGUUAAUUUAUACCUGUCGAAGAAGUCGAAUAGUAAUCAUUAUGUCUGACGUUGAACAAGAACAAAUCGUUGAAGAAGUUGCCGUUGAACAAACCGAAGCUGGUUCAAUCUCCAUUGAAGAUGCCUUAAAGGUUGUCUUAAGAACUUCUUUAGUUCACGAUGGUUUAGCCAGAGGUUUAAGAGAAGCUUCUAAGGCUUUAUCCAGAAGAGAAGCCCAAUUAUGUGUCUUAUGUGACUCUGUUACUGAAGAAUCUAUCAUUAAGUUGGUUGAAGCUUUAUGUAACGAACCAGAAGAAAAGAUUCCUUUAAUCAAGGUCUCUGAUGCCAAAUUAUUAGGUGAAUGGGCUGGUUUAUGUCAAUUAGACAGAGAAGGUAACGCCAGAAAAGUUGUUGGUGCUUCUUGUGUUGUUGUCAAGAACUGGGGUGCUGAUUCCGAUGAAAGAAACAUCUUAUUAGAACACUUUUCCCAACAAUAAAUUAUUUAGAAACAAGAUAUUUUAUCGAGUUUAUUAAAUCAUAUUUAUUGUAAAUCAAAACAACAUUAAAACCAUCAUCAUGGUUUAUAGCAUAAUUAAUGAAAAUAUUUGUGUAUACUAAUUAAUAAAUACUAUUACUGUGGUUUUAAACUUAAGUGAACUGACCUGUAGUCUAUAUUGUUUAUAUUUUAUAGAUUCAUCUA
Scheffersomyces amazonensis is the source of this 695-nucleotide messenger RNA. It is a transcript of the gene RPS12, whose product is annotated as 40S ribosomal protein eS12. The transcript has a single exon. The coding region runs from base 58 to 492 and encodes 144 amino acids. Gene Ontology annotation, molecular function: structural constituent of ribosome. NCBI's taxonomy places the organism in Eukaryota, Fungi, Ascomycota, Pichiomycetes, Serinales, Debaryomycetaceae. The record is from RefSeq and is a predicted model, not a curated record. Gene Ontology annotation, cellular component: cytosolic small ribosomal subunit; ribosome. Gene Ontology annotation, biological process: translation.